UCCAUCCUCGCAUACAACGGCGCCUCCAUCAUCGCCAUGAAGGGCAAGGGCUGCGUCGCCAUUGCCGCCGAUCGCCGCUUUGGCAUCCAAGCCCAGACCGUCUCCACCGACUUUCAAAAAACCUUCAAGAUGGGCGAUCGCCUGUUCAUCGGUCUGGCCGGUCUUGCUACUGACGUGCAGACAGUGGCAAGCAAGCUCCAGUUCCGGGUCAACAUGUAUCACCUCCGGGAAGAGCGUUCCGUCGCGCCUGAAACGUUCAUGAACAUUGUCGCGAACGUGCUCUACGAAAAGCGAUUUGGCCCGUUCUUCAUUGAACCCGUUAUUGCCGGCCUUGAUCCCGUCUCUGGCGAGCCCUUCGUUGCCGCAACAGACCUGAUUGGCUGCCCCGAUGUUGCAGACGACUUUGCCGUUGUUGGCACUGCUAGUGAGCAACUUUACGGCAUGUGCGAGUCCAUGUAUGAGCCAAAUCUCGAGCCGGAGGAUUUGUUUGAGGUUGUGUCUCAAUGUCUCAUGAAUGGCUGCGAUCGUGAUGCCAUCAGUGGUUGGGGCGCAGUCGUGCACAUCAUUGAAAAGGACAAAGUAACAACUCGGACACUGAAAGCUCGAAUGGAUUAACCAAAAAAAAAAAAAAAACCAAACACUUCGUGUCGUAGUUUUGCUCGUGUUAUCACCACUGGUUUGUGGAUGUGCCUGUUGCUCUGUAUAAUUUCAAAAUGUCAUUCCUCGUCCUUGCU
Capsaspora owczarzaki ATCC 30864 is the source of this 734-nucleotide messenger RNA. RefSeq names its product proteasome subunit beta type-3. The transcript is spliced from 5 exons. Gene Ontology annotation, cellular component: proteasome core complex; proteasome core complex, beta-subunit complex. Lineage: Eukaryota; Filasterea; Ministeriida; Capsasporidae. Gene Ontology annotation, biological process: proteasome-mediated ubiquitin-dependent protein catabolic process. The annotation marks the transcript as partial. The record is from RefSeq and is a predicted model, not a curated record.